Messenger RNA from Aspergillus tanneri, 924 nucleotides. Its product is annotated as phytanoyl-CoA dioxygenase family protein. The transcript has a single exon. The record is from RefSeq and is a predicted model, not a curated record. Bases 1 to 924 code for a protein of 307 amino acids. NCBI's taxonomy places the organism in Eukaryota, Fungi, Ascomycota, Eurotiomycetes, Eurotiales, Aspergillaceae.
AUGGCCAUACAACACAAGUCAAACGGAGUGCUCGCACUCGAGGUAUCUGAUGAAGAGAGAAGUUCCCAAAGCCCCAGUGCAGAGACUGUCGGGGCAGCUGUGACCAUUCUCCAGCGUGACGGCAUAGUCAUCAUCCGAAAUGCAGUGGAUAUCGAUGCCCUGAAAUGUCUCAACAAAGUCCUCUUGGAGAAAUCCGAGGCCCUCGCCGCGCAGCCAGGCAUUCACUUCAACAACGACCGCUCGGCGCGUAACAUCUCUCAGCCACCUCCCUACACGGUUGAUCUCAUGUUCGAAUCAGUCUGGGCGAACCCAUUCACGGCCGCCAUCAGCGCCGCCAUCCUUGGCCCCAACCCUCGCGUGCACUUUGCCAAUGGAAAUACGGCCCUGGGACGCGCAUCCGGACGGCAGACGGUCCACGCCGACCUCGGAUCCAGGCACCUCUGCUUUCCAUUUGGAAUCGUGGCCAACUACUACCUGAUCGACACGGAUGAGACCAAUGGAUCAACCGAGGUCUGGGUGGGCACGCACCGUGAUACGACCAUCGAGGACCAUGAUCACUCCCCAGGUGCAGUCGGUGGCGUCUCGUCCAUCAAACCGGAAUUGGUCGAGGCGCGUCGAGCUGUGCUGCCCCCUGUUCAGCCAGCCAUCAAGCAGGGGGACCUUGUCCUUCGUGAUCUCCGAUUGUGGCAUGCGGGGAUGCCUAACAAGAGCGAGACGGCCAGGAUCAUGCUUGCCUUCGGCAUGUUCCCAUGGUGGUAUCAGAGUCCAUUGAAAUUGACUUUGCCGCUUAAAAGCAAGGCUUUGUUGGAGAGUUGGAAACGCAAGCACGGCUUGGAUUUUGCAGCAGAGUUUGUCAAUGAGGAAUGGCCAGACCCGAAGUUCCGCGCCACGAUCGACUCGAUGAACCCCGCUAUUGUCUAUUGA